AUGGAAAAAGCACCCCAUCUAGCCAUUCUACCCAGCCCAGGCAUGGGUCACCUCAUCCCAUUGGUUCAAUUUGCCAGACGACUCAUCCUAAGAACCCAACACAAUCUCUCCAUCACCUUCAUCAUCCCAAAUGAUGGUCCUCUAUCCAAAUCCCAAUCUGCAUUUCUUGAUUCACUUCCAAAACCCAUAACCUAUCUCCUCCUCCCUCCUGUCAAUUUCGACGAUUUGCCUCCCGAUGCCAAAAUCGAGACCCGAAUCAGCCUCAUGGUCACCCGAUCCCUCCCUUCGCUUCACCAAAUCUUCAACACCUUAAUUGCAGAUAAAACCAUUGUUGCUUUGUUUGUUGAUCUGUUUGGGACAGACGCCUUUGAUGUUGCCAUUCAGUUCGGUGUCCCCACUUAUAUUUUCUUUCCAGCAUCAGCCAUGACUUUAUCUCUGUUGCUUCAUUUGCCAAAACUUGAUCAAAUGGUUUCUUGCCCGUUUAGGGACUUACCCGACCCGGUUCAGAUACCCGGGUGCAUACCGAUUUAUGGUAAAGACCUUCUUGACCCUCUUCAGGAUAGGAAUAAUGAUGCAUACAAAUGCCUUUUGCAUAAUGCAAAGAGGUAUAUGAUGGCUAAGGGUAUUGUGGUAAACAGUUUCAAGGAGUUGGAGGGUGGAGCCAUUGAAGCUUUACAAGCGGAGCAACCGGGUAAGCCGCCGGUUUACCCUGUUGGUCCCUUGAUACAAACUGGGAUGGCUGAGUCAAGUAGGGAUGUAGACAAGUCUAACUCUUUAAAAUGGUUAGAUGGUCAGCCAUGUGGGUCUGUUUUGUACAUAUGUUUUGGGAGUGGUGGGACCCUUUCUUCUGAUCAAGUCACUGAGUUAGCUAUGGGUUUGGAGUUGAGUGAGCAGAGGUUCCUUUGGGUGGUUAGAACCCCAAACGAUAAAGUAACCAAUGCCACAUACUUCAAUGCUCAUAGCCAUGAGGACCAUUUUGACUUUUUGCCAAAAGGGUUCUUGGAAAGAACUAAAAAUCAAGGGCUUGUGGUGCAUUCAUGGGCACCACAAGCCCAGAUCUUGAGCCAUGGUUCCAUCGGUGGGUUCUUGACCCACUGCGGUUGGAGCUCCACUCUUGAGACCAUAGUUCAUGGUGUACCGAUCAUUUGUUGGCCAUUGUAUGCCGAACAAAAGAUGAAUGCACAAAUGCUGACAGUGGGUUUGAAGGUUGGGUUGAGGGCUAAGACGAACGAAAGUGGGAUCGUGGAUCGUGUAGCGGUUGCUGGGGUUGUGAAGGGCUUAUUUGAAGGAGAAGAAGGAAAAGGGAUCCGGAUCCGGAUUCAAGAGCUUAAAGAAGCAGCGGCGAAUGUGCUGAGCAAAGACGGGUAUUCUACGAAGACGCUUGAUCAGUUAGCUUCGAUCUUGAAAAACGAUGUUUAG
Cynara cardunculus var. scolymus (artichoke) is the source of this 1419-nucleotide messenger RNA. RefSeq names its product hydroquinone glucosyltransferase-like. The record is from RefSeq and is a predicted model, not a curated record. Bases 1 to 1419 code for a protein of 472 amino acids. Lineage: Eukaryota; Viridiplantae; Streptophyta; Magnoliopsida; Asterales; Asteraceae. Gene Ontology annotation, molecular function: UDP-glycosyltransferase activity. The transcript has a single exon.